GUGACCAUUAUGGUCAGACUUUUCAGAGAGGCCCUGGUGGUUUCAGAGAGAACUACCGCAAGAAAAUGCAUUUGACAUCCAACAGUGCAAGGUUUAUCUGUCUGACUGAAAUGAAAAGCAGCACGUCUACUACGAAGAGGCUGUUCAACACUUCACAUACAACAGUGGAUUCAAAAGAGAUGAAAAAAUUCCAGUUGUUGGCUCAUACAUGGUGGGAUGAGCAUGGAGUAUAUUCUGCCCUGCAUUCUUUGAAUGAUAUUAGAGUGCCAUUUAUUAGAGAUACUCUAUUGAACAUAAGUAGUGAUCAUCACUUGGGAAGCCCUCUGUCUGGUGUAAAGAUUCUAGAUGUCGGCUGUGGUGGUGGAUUGUUAAGUGAACCUCUAGGUAGACUGGGAGCUUCAGUUACUGGGAUUGAUCCUCUGGAGGACAAUAUUAAAAUAGCAGAACAGCACAAAUCAUUUGAUCCAGUCCUGGUCAAGGGAGUACAGUACAAAUCCUGCUCACUGGAGGAAAUUGCAGAAGAGGCUACAGAAACCUUUGAUGUAAUUAUUGCUUCUGAAGUAGUGGAGCACAUGGUAGACCUAGAAACAUUUAUCAAGUACUGCUAUCAAGUGUUAAAACCAGAAGGUUCGUUAUUCAUUACUACAAUCAACAAAACACAGUUGUCCUACAUCUUGGGGAUUGUAGUUGCAGAGAGAAUAAUGGGCAUUGUACCAGAAGGAACUCAUGACUGGGAGAAGUUUAUUUCACCUGAAGAGCUAGAAUGCCUGUUAGAGUCAAAUGGCUUUUUAGUCAAGACAGUGAAUGGAAUGUCAUACAAUCCCCUGUGGGGGUUGUGGAGUUGGACUGAAAACACUAGCAUCAACUAUGCGAUGCAUGCCAUGAAAUGUAGGGUACAAGAACAGUCAAGCUCAAAAGAGCCACCUUCAGAAACACAUGAGGAGCAGCACACAGCUGAAGCUAGUGGAAAUACAACUGUCGGAGGCAUGAUAAUAGGGAAGCAGUAGGAAGCUGAAGGAAGAUUUCCAUAAAUAGUUGUAAUAAAAUUGUUUACAACACAUCUGCUGUUCACAUAAAUGGUAGUUGAGAUGUUUUGAUUGACUGUGGGUAAAGCUAUUACUUAUUUUCUCAGGAAUCAUGCAGCAUUCAGAGAAUGCUUUCAGAGAGUUUGUUUAUUAUUAUUAUUAUUAUUUCAAACUUUCAGAUUAGUCUGUCAGUAUCUGUGAAGGGAAUGUUACAUAUGGCUUUUAUGGUCUUACUAAGAAAACACAGAUUUCAGCACAACUCUGAAGACUAAUGGUUUGAUGCUGAAUUCAAUUUGGAAUCACUUUUAAAAAUGUAAUACACUGUGUGUAAAUAGAAGGGUUUAAACAAGUUUUAGAUUAAACUACCCGAGUGCAGUGUUCAGAAA
This is a messenger RNA of Pelodiscus sinensis (Chinese soft-shelled turtle), 1411 nucleotides long. NCBI's taxonomy places the organism in Eukaryota, Metazoa, Chordata, Testudines, Trionychidae. The record is from RefSeq and is a predicted model, not a curated record.